Messenger RNA from Trematosphaeria pertusa, 1005 nucleotides. RefSeq lists its product as uncharacterized. The transcript has a single exon. Lineage: Eukaryota; Fungi; Ascomycota; Dothideomycetes; Pleosporales; Trematosphaeriaceae. The coding region runs from base 1 to 1005 and encodes 334 amino acids. The record is from RefSeq and is a predicted model, not a curated record.
AUGGGCAACGCACAACCGACCACCGCCUCUGCAACCCAGGGCCAAGCCUCUGUCGCCGCCUUCAAGCGCAAGGUCUCUUCCGCCCUCGACAAGAUCCCCAACGACCACGAUUCCAGAAACCCCAACCACAUCGCCAACAUCCUCCCGCUCUUCGGGCUGCUCAGCAUCAGACAGCGCAAUGACGACGACAUCAAGCUCACCAUGGCCCGCCUCGGCAAACCCCCCGGCCCCGUCGACUUCAUCGAGCAGGAUAUGCUGGAGGCCCUAGCCGAAUGCAUCUGCACCAAGCUGCUCAACACGGACGGAUGGUCCGCCGCGGGCACCAAAGUCACGCACACGCUGCAGCACAGGCUCGCCAGCGUGCUCGUCACCACGGACUGCCCGCUCGCGCACCCAGACGAUACGUACGUGCACUUCACGUCCGCGUGCGACGCUCUGCGCGACGAGUUGUCCACGAUGUGCAAGGAUGCCUUCACCUCGUCGUCCGCCCUCGAGUCUGCGCAGUGGAACCGCGCCGUGCCGGCCUUCUAUGCGCACAUGUUCCUCGUCGAGUGUCCUGGCCACUUCAUCCCGGGGUUCCUGUACCACAUCCUGUUCAAGAUGGCGGAGGCGCCGACGCUGUUUACCGUGCCCAACAUCAAGCUGUUCAAGAACUUGGUGGUCAUGGUGGGCCAGCGCAUGGAUGGUGGUGAGGAGGGGAAGCGUGUGCUGAACACGGUGCUGGCGAUGGUGUGGGAGCGUAGGGAGAAGGGAGAGGGCAAGUCGAAUGCGGUGGAGGAUGCGGAGUCGGAUGUGGUGGAGGAUGCGGUGGAGGGUGCGGUGGAGGAUGCGGUGGAGGAUGCGGUGGAGGAUGCGGUGGAGGAUGCGGUGGAGGAUGCGGUGGAGGAUGCGGUGGGGGAUGCGGUGGGGGAUGCGAUGUACGAGAUUAUGUUCAAGAGGACGCAUGGAUGGGCGAUGGUGAUGACGAUCAACUCCAACUUCCAGAUCGUGGAAGAUACGAUCUGA